AUGAGCGCAUCAGCCUCAACCUCCGACGAUGGAUCCAGGCUCCCCCGGUCAGGUCGCGCCCCAAGUACCCGCGCAGGUGCCGCCGAGUUCUUGGGUCGCCGCCCCUCGGUCCCCCUCUUCCACCUCCCAUCCUCCGUCGCUGGAGCAGCACGGCCGUGGGCGUGCAGUGCGCUGCGACUCCUCAGGCAGGAUUGCAGUUUCGUUGUGGUGGCUACAUGCCACAGUGAUUUUUUAGUCAUUUUGUAUUUCACUCGCUUGGGGUGCAGCUCGCGGGCGCAUCCUAUGCAGCGCGCUGGGCCUAUCUGGAGGUUCCAUGGGCCUCCUCUCCCCACUGCAUCGCCCUUCCCGGCGGCCUACUGCAAACAUGGCGAGUAG
Triticum turgidum subsp. durum (durum wheat) is the source of this 375-nucleotide messenger RNA. Lineage: Eukaryota; Viridiplantae; Streptophyta; Magnoliopsida; Poales; Poaceae. The record is from the annotation of a GenBank genome assembly.